AUGCUGGCCCACAUCCAGUAUACACUGGUUGUUCUCUUUCCUAUCCUUUCGCAAGUGUUAUGUCAAAAUACUCAUUCUCAAUCGAUUACUUGUUAUACAAAGUAUGAUUCGGAAGAAACUCGAAUUCAACCCUCGAGUAUGGUUUGGAGCUAUAAUUAUCAUCAUACCGAGACUACUCAAUUUCGAACUUCUGAUAAUGAAGCCUGUGCACAGGUUGGUUGUGUUUGUUUCAGCUAUCAAGCUGUCUGUCGACUUGCAUCCGAUGGACCUAAUCAUGUUUCGCAAUGUAACGACGAUGACCGACGUCAUGGUACAAUAAAAUGGCAUCGCGGAUGGACGUCAAAUGCUAAGUGUGAAGAAAUGCGUCGACAAGUCCAUGUUUAUCAUAAUUUAACGUGCUGCAAUACAGACCGGUGCAAUGAUCAACCUGGUAAGAUAGUCAAAGUCGCAGAUCCACCAAAACCGAUACCAUACAAUGUCUUUUAUGGCUCUCAGCAAGAUCCACCACGUUAUGAUGACGCUGGUAAUCCACUUCCUCAACGUUACGAUACUCUUGGUCGUCCAUCUCCACAACCAAUGUUCAAUCCUCAUAACUCUAUCCAACAGCACAAUAGUAACAAUUACCAACCACAACAACAGCCUCAAUACGAUACUCACAAUCAACACCAACCACAACCCCAACAUGAUAGUUACAAUCGACAUCAUUAUUAUCCGUAUCAAUCUUCGUCUAGUUCAUACACAACACCUUCAACAACAACAACGCCGUCAACCACCAGAGCAACAACACCACGCCCACGUUAUAAUACGCAUACACGUUAUCUACUUACAUCACGUUUGCCCGAUGCAUACACACCUACUGAAGUUUCUGAUAAAUCUUUAGGAUCGAACGCAUCUUUAUUACAUAGUUCCCUGUCAAUUCGCAUGGCAUAUCUUUUAUUGCUUGCUUACUUUUGCAAUACGAUAAAAUACUUCUGA
Molecule: messenger RNA, 975 nt
Organism: Adineta ricciae
Lineage: Eukaryota; Metazoa; Rotifera; Eurotatoria; Adinetida; Adinetidae
Source: the annotation of a GenBank genome assembly